AUGUCUUGGGUUGGAAGGUUGCUUCUCUAUUUCCACGACUGGAACAACAUCGUCAACAGCAUCAUCCGAACCACGACGACCAAGAAGCUCGACGCCCUCGCAUCGUCCGCGACCAGCGCCGACAAUGCACCGUUCAGACCCCUACGCAUCGGCGUCCUCGGCGCCGCCGAGAUCAACUACUUGUCCAUCAUCGAGCCCGUGUCGACGCACCCGACGGCGCUCAUCACCGCCAUCGCGGCUCGGGACAAGUCCCGCGCCGAAGCGCAGAUCGCCUCCUUCAAGGCCAGCCUCCCGGGCCCGGUGAAGGCUUACGGGUCCUACGACGAGGUUCUCGCCGACGGGGACAUCGACGCCGUCUACAUCCCGCUGCCCAACAGCUUGCAUUACAGAUGGGCCGUCGCGGCGCUCGAGGCCGGCAAGCACGUCCUGGUCGAGAAGCCCGUCACGUCCAACGCGCGCGAAGCCCGCGCCCUCGCCGCCGCCGCCCACCGCACGGGCAAAGUCGCCCUCGAGGCGUUCCACUGGCUCUUCCACCCGGCCGCGCACACGGUCAAAGCCAUGCUGACGGGCGGCGAGUACGGGCGGGUCGUGUCCGUGACUCCCACCAUGUUCCUGCCCGCGGCCCGCGGGCGUGCUGGGUCCGGACGACAUCCGGUUCCAGUACGCCCUCGGUGGCGGGAGCUCGAUGGACUUGACGGCCCGCUUCAUCAUCAUCAUCAUCAUCAUCAUCAUCUUCCUCAACCUCCCUCUCCUGAGAGUGGUGCAAGUACAGGUGCGAGGACAGGUACGAGUACAAAUGCGGGUCAGAGUGCUCAAGAUGGACAACAAGGUCCAGAGCGAACCGGCACCCACGGUCUGGGUUUCAAGGUUCUCGAAGCCACGCCACGGAUCAACGCAACCGACAAGCUCAUCGACGACGCGAUGAAUACAGUCAUUUCGUUCUCGUCAGGGGAUCCCAGCGACGACGACGACGACGAUAGAGGGUCAUGGGAGACAAAAGCAAUCACGGCCUGCGACCUCUACGUGCCCAAGCUGUUCGGGCUCGUCCCGCGGGUGUGGGUGCCUCCGCCCAGCGUCAAGAUCGAGUGCGAAAGGGCCGAGAUCCAAUUCACCAAUUUCGCCGGGCCGUGGCUGGGCCACGCGAUCGUCGUGACGCCCGUGACGCGCGACGCCGCGACCGGCAGAAUCGUGUCGCGGGGGAAGAAGGGCAAGCCGCAGAAAUGCUACGUCGGCGGACCCGUGUGGGAGCUUGAAAGGGACCACGAGGAUGGAGGCAAAGCGGUGGGCGAGGAGUGGUGGACGACGUAUCGGUACCAGCUUGAAGGGUUUGUCAGGAAGAUACGUGAGGUCGAAGAAAGAAGAGAAGAAGAAGGGAAGAAGAAUGAGGAUGAGGACGAGAAUGCGCAGAACGAGAACAGGGACGUUGUCAACGACGAAGCACGGCCCAGAAGCACCAGCAGCACCAGUCACUCCAAGCACGGUCGUCCCGGCUACGUUUACAGAGGCCCCUGGGUGAGCCUGGAUCUGAGCGUGAGGAUCAUGGACGUCAUUGACGCAGUGUACGAGAAGGCCGGGUUACCUGUCCGUGGAGAGUGA
Molecule: messenger RNA, 1596 nt
Organism: Exophiala spinifera
Lineage: Eukaryota; Fungi; Ascomycota; Eurotiomycetes; Chaetothyriales; Herpotrichiellaceae
Exons: 3
Coding region: 1-1596 (531 amino acids)
Molecular function (GO): nucleotide binding
Source: RefSeq, a predicted model, not a curated record